Ilex paraguariensis (yerba mate) is the source of this 481-nucleotide messenger RNA. The record is from the annotation of a GenBank genome assembly. NCBI's taxonomy places the organism in Eukaryota, Viridiplantae, Streptophyta, Magnoliopsida, Aquifoliales, Aquifoliaceae.
AUAUAUAUAUUUGUAAUCUAUUCCUUGUAGACUGCUUUCAAACAGAAAAGACAUGGGUUCGUUUAUUAAGCCUUGGAUGUUCUUGCUGCUACUGCUGGUGAUUAGUUUUAAAUGUCAGAGCACAAGAGUUGCUGAGGCUGCCAGUCCAGUAGCCUUGCUACCUAAACAAAGAUACUCAAAGAUUUUUGAGACGCUCGGAGUGGUUUGCAAGUGCUGUGAUGGUGCCGGAGGAGAAUGCAGAAGUAUAUGGGUUGGGUCUUGCUCUAAGCUACACUGCAUCCCUUGGAAGUUACAACACUAAUUGCAUGUUUAUGGUCUCUCUCUCUAUAGUUCCAACCUUAGUUUUACUUGAAGUUUCCAGUUCUCUCCCAGGUCUAUAUAAGUUGUUUAGUGCUAUUGUUCUCCAGGAAAUACAGUUUCUACCCUAUUAAAUCAGAUGUUGUAUAUUUAUGCAUAAAAACCUCAACUUUUCUUGUUUAAG